AUGAAAAGGCUGGAGAAAGUGGGUGCUCAGGCUUCUGUUAUCUUGUCCGCAAUGGAUUCAAAAGUUAGCCAUUCAGUGGUAUCGGAGAGCAACAAAGAUGCUAUUGACCUUGCCAUCCACUGUGACCCCGACGCGCCUCCUUUUGCUAUUCUUCUUUUCAGUAAAAUUCUGGCAAUCUCCGGUAUCUCUGUUUCGGUUCGAUUCUAUCGUCACUGUUCUCUGUCUGUCUCUCCGAAUAAAUUGACCGAGAUUGAGCGCUACUUCUCAACACCAAGCCGAAUAUCUUCGGCCAAAUUCAUCCUCUCUGUUAUUUGGAAACCUCUUCCUUUUGGCUGCAAAGGCAUUUCUAAUCCCUUUACACAGUUGCCUAUCUAUGGCCAAGCAGUAAUUCUGAUGCUUUUGGCCCGGAUGGAUUUGCAUGGAAGCAGUGCCUUCGAACUCCUCUCGCAUCUUGAGUUCAGCGUAACUAACGGCACGGAAAACCAGCGCAAGGAAUAUUUGAAGAAGUUUGUAUUAGCAGCCAAAGACGGCUUAUCCCUUCUCGAUGUCGCACUCUUCACUUAUUCGAUACAGUCCAGGUUAACAGGAAUGUUGCAAAAGGAAAUCAAACCUUGGUUUAACAAAUGCAUGGCUAUUAAACAGUUUAGUGAAACCAAAAGCUUGAUCGAAUCUUGCCUGUAG
Messenger RNA from Dibothriocephalus latus, 681 nucleotides. Lineage: Eukaryota; Metazoa; Platyhelminthes; Cestoda; Diphyllobothriidea; Diphyllobothriidae. The record is from the annotation of a GenBank genome assembly.